Exophiala oligosperma is the source of this 1662-nucleotide messenger RNA. RefSeq lists its product as uncharacterized. The transcript has 2 exons. The record is from RefSeq and is a predicted model, not a curated record. NCBI's taxonomy places the organism in Eukaryota, Fungi, Ascomycota, Eurotiomycetes, Chaetothyriales, Herpotrichiellaceae. The coding region runs from base 1 to 1662 and encodes 553 amino acids. Gene Ontology annotation, molecular function: oxidoreductase activity.
AUGACUAUGAUUGCGGCGAACACGAAUUCGAGUUCCGAUGGGGAAAGACUUCAAAAGGGGCUCAUGUUCGCUCAGCAGUCUGUCGGUCCUCAGCACACCUAUUCGGAUUCCACCAUGGCUACAUCUACAUCCAACAUUGCGUUUGUCUUAGUUCCGGGCUCUUUCUCGCCCGCGUCAUACUACGACAAGUUAGUCCCUUUACUGGAAGCCCGAGGCCAUCGCGCCCAUCCGACAGAGCUCAAAUCUGCAAAUGAUGGUGAGGGAGCUGUCGUUUCCAUGUACGAAGAUGCAGACGCCAUCCGGGAGACCAUUGAAAAGUUGGCUGAUCAAGGAAAAUCGGUUGUGCUGGCUAUGAAUUCCUACGGCGGGCUGCCAGGGACUCAGGCAGCACGCGGCCUCAGUAAGGCUGAGAGACAGGCUGCUGGCAAACCAGGUGCAUUGGUCGGUCUCGUAUACCUGUCCAGCUUCAUGUUGGGCGAGGGCGACUACAUCAACAGGGUUAUGGCUGGUCGAAUGCCAGACAACACGCAAACUUCAACAGACUACCUGGCAAUGAACCCAAGGACCGAUGCCGAGUACAUCUUCGCUCAUGUCGGCCCUGAUGAAAAGGCCGAAUAUGCGAGUCGUCUCCGAAAGCACAGUUCCAGGACUUUUCAAGAUCCUUUGACGUAUGCAGGUUAUCUCAAGGUGCCCGCGACAUAUCUUGUCUGUACGGAUGAUCCGGUCAUUCCUCCCGAACUUCAGCGAGAAUUGGUCGAUCAAGCUCGAAGCAAGGGUGCAGUGGUGGUCACGAAAGAGGUGCAUUCAGAUCAUGUUCCCAUGAUAAGUCACCCGGAAGAAGUGGCUGAAGGACUGGAGGCUAAAAGAAGCAUUCCUCAAGGUCACUCCAUCGUUUCGAAACUCCUAGCUCACGGUGCUACGGUACACAUUAUUGAUAUUCAGCCACUGGCAAAGAACCAUGCAAAUUACCCUACUAGUGGCAAGCUGUACAAGCACAUCCCUGUCGAUAUUACAUCCCGUGAAAAGGUGGCAGCUACGUUUAAGAAUAUUUACGAACUCACCCCGGAUGUCUAUGGUCUCGUCAACACCGCCGGUGCAGCACCGUGUGAUGAUGCCGGCCGUCUCAUCGAGAGCGAUAGCGUUUACGAGAAGACAUUCGCCAUCAAUACCGCCGGAUGCUAUUACGCGACAACAGAGUUUUUGGCGAGGAUUCGUGAAAAUGUUCAACCUGAGGCCGAAAAUGCUCCUGUGCAGGAGACCAAGUUCAACAUCGUCACCUUCGGGUCCAGUGCUGCCUUGGUCGGGUUUCCCCAGUGUGCUGUUUACACGGCUGCGAAGCACGCUGUUCUAGGUCUCACCCGAACCUGGGCAUUCGACUGGGCAGCUUAUGGUGUCCGAGCCAAUAUGGUUGCCCCUGGCGCAACCAACACUCCUCUUGCUCAGGUUCAGAUGCCGGAUGGGAAAGACGACAAGAAUCCAGAUGUCUACGGCGACCAAACCCGAGGAGACGUCAUGGACUGGGCGCGCCUUCAAGUUCCUCUGAAGCGCUGGGGUGAGGCGAGCGAGCUGGCAGAUGCCGCGAUCUUCUUCCUCAGUGAGAAAUCAAGUUAUAUUACCGGCCAGGUUCUUGCUGUGAAUGGUGGAUGGCCUCAGACUGGUUAG